Molecule: messenger RNA, 561 nt
Organism: Stegodyphus dumicola
Lineage: Eukaryota; Metazoa; Arthropoda; Arachnida; Araneae; Eresidae
Gene: DENR
Product: density-regulated protein
Biological process (GO): translation reinitiation; formation of translation preinitiation complex
Molecular function (GO): mRNA binding; translation initiation factor activity
Source: RefSeq, a predicted model, not a curated record
GGCAGUUAAAUAUAAUUUAUAAAUUAUUUUUGAACAGUAUUGUGAAUUCUAUCCUAACUAUGAAAAAUGUAAAGAAUGGCUACAGAAAAAUUUACCUGAUGAGUUUGAGAGAAAAAUGAAAUUAGAUGCUGAACCUGCUCUAGGAGAAGAAGAAAAAAAGAGGCAAAAGAGAGGAGGAAAAGGAAUGCUAAAAGCAAAGAAAAAGGCAGAAAAGGAAAAAAAAAUUUGUUUAUCUAGAGCACCUCGUGGCAAAAAGAAAUUUGUAACAGUUAUAACUGGUCUUAAAACUUUUGACAUAGACUUAAAAGAAGCAGCCAAAUUCUUCUCUCACAAAUUUUCAUGUGGUUCAUCAGUAACAGGUGAUGAUGAAAUUGUUAUACAAGGUGAUGUGAAAGAAGAGCUUUUUGACAUCAUCACCGAGCACUGGCCUGAGAUUGAUGAAGAUGUUGUAGACAUGUUAGGAGAUCAAUCUCGGUAACUAAAAGAAUUUAAAUAGCUGUACUUUAGUGUAAUCAUAUUUGUACAAUAAAAUGCAUUAAAAAUAUUAAUACAUAUUCUUAA